Messenger RNA from Sander lucioperca (pikeperch), 5497 nucleotides. RefSeq lists its product as uncharacterized. Gene Ontology annotation, molecular function: structural molecule activity. NCBI's taxonomy places the organism in Eukaryota, Metazoa, Chordata, Actinopteri, Perciformes, Percidae. The transcript is spliced from 11 exons. Bases 35 to 5302 code for a protein of 1755 amino acids. The record is from RefSeq and is a predicted model, not a curated record.
AAAGUUACAUAAGUAAUUAUACACAAGGGAUAAAAUGUCACUGUGGCAGGUUGUUGGUGCCAACAGAGUGAGCCUGGCGGGUUUGGGUUAUCGGGUUUAUCGCGUACCGGGAGUGUCGACGCGUUACGGCGUGGCAGAUGUGGAUGCAGAUGUGGAUGCAGACAGCCGGAGCUUCUGCUUGUCCCGAGAGAAGCUCAACAUGCAGCAACUCAACCAGAGACUGGCCUCGUACCUGCAGCAGGUCCAGUGUCUGGAGGCGGCCAAUCAGAGGCUGGAGCAGGAGAUCCAGGAGGAGCUGGACAGGAAGUGUCCCCGAGAGCGGAGACAGCUGGACGGACACCUGAGGACGGUGUCCCUGUUGCAGGAACUGCUCAGUGAGGCUCUCUCGGCCCAGGCUCAGGUGAAGCUGCAGCUGCUCGGUGCAGAGCUCACUAUUCACGACUUCAACGUCAGGUGUGAGAAGCAGCGUGAGCAGCGUGGUCGUGUGGAGGCGGAGCUGAGCAAUCUACGGUGUCUCGACGAGGAUCUGAAGAUCCAAACACUGCCGGAGCUCCAGAGCCUCAUCAGCGAUCAAGAACAACAUCUGGUGCAGCUGCAGAUACAACACCAACAGGACACGCAGGGUCUCCUGGCGCAGACAUCAGUGGGCGUCGACGUGGCAAUGCAGAGCGCUGAGUCAUCAGAUCUGAUCCGGAAACUGGAUGUCCUGAGACAGACGAGCGGGAACCACUUCCUGUUCAACACCCAGGUGUCCAUGUUGAGUUCUCCAGAGGCGACCUUUGACCCUGCAGCGGAGUCCGAGCUGGCGGAGCGGAGGAGAACAGCAGCGAGUCUGGAAGAAGAGCUGACACAUAUGCAGGCUCUGAACAUGGCGUUGGAGGCCUCUGGUCGGGAACAGACCGAGUCCUUCACGCAGCAGCUGGUGGUCCUGCAGCAAAGAGCUGACAGUCUGUGCAGAGACUUGGACUCAGCGCUGCAGACCACAACGCAGCAGGCUGCCGACAAUCAGAUCCUGCUGGAUGUCAAGAGCCGACUGGAGGCCGAGAUCCUGGACUACAGGAGGCUGCUGGAUGGACUGAGCCUGCAACGGGUCUCAAGUCUUCAAUCUGACUCUUUCUGUGCUACAACUAGCCCCUCUGCCUUCAGAAGAAACAUCACAGCGAACAAAACAAUCAGUGUUCAGGGAAGAAAUUUUAGUAUGGUUGGGGUUCAGACCUUCCCUCAAGGCCACAUCGGACCUGUAGUUGCCCCACUCUCAGAAACAGUGACCACAGUUCAGCCAAUCAAUGUCCAAAGCAAACAUUCAAACAACCCGACAGUGAAACCAAUAAACACCUCAAAUCUGACAGAUUCAUUCCAUAAGUCUGAAAACCAGAGAAUGGGAGUUCUUUCCGAAAAGACCGGGAGGGAAUGCAUGACCAUUAGCGUGACAAUCGACAAUCAGAGCAGCCCUGUGGAGGCUAAAGUCCACACUAGAGAUUGUGAUCUGCAGAACUCAAAUGUUAGUUUAGACGAAGGACCAGUUGCCAAGGCUUCUAAAUCGGAGAUAAAUACUGCACAAGCAAUCAAGACGCUGGUUCCUAACACACAAUCUGCAAAGAGUACUAUUGUUCAAGCAAAAUCAGAACAUUUUACUUCCAAACAAACUACCACAGAAGCUGGGUUGCAGGCCUCUAAAACAGGGACAAACAUUCAAACAGAAAUCACCAAAAACAUUCUUACUGCAGAACCAGAAGCAAAGGAGGGAUCACAUCACGUACCACAUACCAUGACAACUGAUCCCAGAAAACAAACUGCUGCAGAGGUAAAAAAAGAGACAGAAACGGUGAUCUUGGCUCAAAUGAAUUGCAAUGAGGGCUACAUCCAAGCUAAGAACCAGGAUCCUGCCCAGGUUGUGUCUUUGAGUUUGAAGACUCCAGCAGAAACUGACGGGGAUAAAGGGGAAGUUGCUGUUACUGCAUCCGUUGUCUCUGGAUCUCAAAUUCAUAAGUCUGAAGGGGCUCAGGGUAAGGUCUUGGGUAAAGAAGCUGUUGUCAAACCUUCUAACCUGCAGGUGAAUAUUGCAGAAGGAACCACGACAUUGGUUCCUGAUACACAGUCUGCCAGAAGUACCUCUGUUCAGGCAAAACCAGAAAGUUUUACUUCCACACAAACUACAGCAGAAGCUAGUUUCCAAGCUACUAAAACAGGAACACACAUCCAAACUGAGAUCACUAAAACCCGUCUUUGUGCAGAACCAGAAGUAAAGCAAGAAUCACAUUUUGCAACAAAUACAACCACAACUGAUCCCAGCGAAAAAAACGCUGCAGAGGUAAAGAAAGAGACAACAACUGUGAUCUCGACCCAAAUGGAUUGCACUGAGGGCUACAUCCAAGCUAAGAACCAGGAUCCUGCCCAGGUUGUGUCUUUGAGUUUGAAGACUCCAGCAGAAACUGACGGGGAUAAACGGGAAGUUGCUGUUACUGCAUCCGUUGUUUAUGGAUCUCACCUUCUUAGGUCCGAGGAGGCUCAGGUAAACGUCUCUGGUGAAUUGACCCUAAUCCAUGACAUGGACAUAGAAAGAGAAGAAAGGAAGGGAGAAGAAGUAGUAGGUACAUUGUCCAAUGCAUCCAAUAUUGGAACAAACAAAGUCAUGAAGGAUGCAGAUUUAGGAUCUGGUAUUGGAACUGAUUCACACAGUAGCCCAGAGAGCAACGGCAACCUUGAAAGUACAGAGAUUUUGGAGAAAGUGGAAGUAGAAAUGAACAAAGGGAAGGCUAUCGAUGGUUUCCAUGAUACCAACGAGGUAAAGGUGGACCCUGCUGAGAUGGACAAUGAGAUUGUUAAUCCAGCUGGUCAAGAAGCAUUGUUGAGUACCACAAAGUCAAAAAGUCUAACAGAAACUGGUAUGACUUUGAGUUCAUCUGACCAUGAAAUGAUUCAGAGUCCAAGUGAAGUUCACACAUUUGUGAUCCCUACAAAACCACUCACAUGCUCGAGUCCAGAAACAUGUCUGAGCCCAGAUGACACAGAGGUGUUAAUGAGCAUGGCAGAUCAAGUAUUUUUCCCACUUGAUCCAGAAGAGCAUGUUAUAAGUCCUGGUUCUAUUUAUCCUCCAAAUGACCCAGCAAUGUUUCUCAGCCCAAAUGAAUCCGACACAUGUUUUAGUCCAGUUAAUGCUAAGGGGUGUCUGAGUCCAAAUGGUGAAGAAGACGAGGAAGUAUGCCUGAAUCUGACUGAGGCAAAUGCAAACGUGAGACAGCUUGAGAAAUACAUUCUCUCUACAAAAGAGGAAGGCCAGUCCCUGUCAUCUAGUAGAGAUCAAGCUUUGCAGGAAGUGGACAUAAAUAGAAAAGUUAGCAUUUCAGUGAGAGAUGGGAACAGUUUGUGUAUUGGAUCACUUGAAGGUAACGAAGGAAGAAGCGAUACAAUCAUCAACUCUGGACCAACCAGUCGAGGGAUCGGCCUUCAGCUGUGCAGCGGUCUUGGAGUCCAGAAUCUAGGUCUAGGAGGGAAGUAUGGCUCGGAAGAACAAAAAGAGACUUCCAGUAUAGAUUGUGAGGUGAGGGGAAAUAAAAACAGUGAUCGGAUGGUUGCAAACAAGCCAGGUAAUAGUGAAAGGGUGUUUGUUAAGUCAGCUAGCUUUGGAAGUGUCCCUGCCAAUGGAGGAACUACCUUGAGCAGUAUGGCUAGUGAUCUGGGAGCUAGUUUUGGUGGGACGGCUGCUAAUUCAUCAGGUACAGUCAGUUGUAAUGCAGAAGCUACUACAGCAGGGGAACAGGGAAUAUUCAGGCGUGGCAGUGGAGACUGGAUGGUUUACAGCAGCGGUCUGGGACGUACAAGUAGGAUCUUACCCAGCACAGGGAGCCAAGAAAGCCUGUCGGGAGCAACAAGCCGACCAGAAACAGGGAGAUUUGGCAGAAGAGGAAGUGGGGAGGGGGUGGUUUAUGGUGGAAGUAUUGGAAUUGAGAGCAGCCUGGAAGGUGCCGCUAGCUUACCAAGUAAAGGAAAAGAAGAAGGCACAUCAGUGGCAACAAACUCUUUAACAAGUCCACAAGAAACAGGGAGAUUUGGCAGUAGAGGUGGUGGAGAGUGGAUGGUUUAUGGAGGCAGUCUUGGACAAAAGAGCAGCUUGUCCAGAACAGGCAGUGAAGAAAGUCAGUCAGUGAACGUGCUCCCUGCAGCAAGCCCGUCAGCGAAAAGAAGGUUUGGUAGCGGAGAGUGGAUGAUUUACAGCGGCAGUUUUAAAUGCAGUGAUAGCUUACCCAACGCAGAGAGCAGAGAAAGCCAGUCAAUGACCACACAAGUACCAACAAGCCCACCAGAAACAAGGAGAUUUGGCAGCAGAGGGAGUGGAGAGUGGAGAGUCUAUGGGGGGAGUACGGGACGUAUGAGCAGAGCGGCUGGCAGCGAUAACUUAUUUAAAGCAGGCAGCGAAGAAAGUCUGCUAGCAACAAGCCAACCAGGAGCACUAAGAGCACGGAGGUUUGGCAGUGAAGAUAGUGGAGAGUGGAGAGUCUAUGGUGGGAGUACUGGAAGUUUGAGUAGUGCUAGUAACGCAGACAGGGUCAGCAAAUACAGCCAAGUCAUCAGUCCGCCAAGUAGCUACACAAGUAGUGGACAAAGACUCAGUAGUGCUGGGAGUGAUGGCAGGCUCAGUUCAGGAGGGGUUGUUCGGCGCAGCAGCAGUUUAGGAAGUGGUGGUAGGUUAAGUAGCUCAGGUAGCGGUAGCAAGCUCAGCAGCUCAUCCAGGAACCAAAGAACUGGCAGCUCAUCUGGAAGAUUUGCUAGCACUGGCAGCGGCGAAUCAAAGCCUGUUUACAGCUCAGUGAGUGGACGUAGGAGUUCUGGAGGAGGGACAACCAGCCGCCAAAGAGCCCCAAGCCCCGGGGGGAGAAUAAAUGUGGGUAAUGGUGGGUGGCAGAGCAGUUCACCAGCUGGUGGGAGUCGCGUUAGCAGCACUGGGAGCGGGUCUAAGCUUAGCAAUGCAGGUAGCGGCGACCUAAUUAGCAGCAGAGCUGGUGGUGGAAGGAUCAGCUCCUCUGGGUCAGGGAGGACCAAUAGCACGGGGGGGAGGGUCAUCAGCAGCAGCGACCGGCCAAUCAGGAGCACCGGUAGCGGAGCCGGAGGCAACAAGGAGAGAAUCAGUGUUUGUAAGAUGGCGGCGCUGUCGAUCUCUGCAGCAGGGAGGCAGAGGAGUCAGGACCAACAAAGACAACAACAGGCUGCAGCUACGUCUCCCCGCGUCCAGCGAUGGCUGACCACGGGGGUCAGUGUCACGAGCGCCGAACCUGACGGCCUUGAUGACAUCAUGCGCCUGUGAUUGGACAACUUGGGAGGAACGGAGUGACAUCAUGAUUUGAAAUUCAAAACUAUAUUGCAAAACAAACAUUUUGGUGAUUAAAGCUAAUACUGAUUUUUAAGGGGACUUUAAGAGACUCAUAAUUAGGAUUGUUUGUUAAAAUCAAAACAUUGCCCAACCCUACUCAUGAUCAGCACUUCAGUUUCAUUUUCUUAU